GGGAAAGAAUGGUUGUUUUUUCUGCUGUGUGUGAGGAGGAGGCUGUGCCUAACUUGUCGGGUGCAUAAGAGGCUCCCUGUGCGCGACCCUCUCAGCAUUCAGGACCAGCGUGCCAGGCGAUCCAACUAUUCAUUGGACAAGGUUUGUUUAAUUCGUGGGUGCCAGCGGGAGUCUCAUCAUGACCGUGUCCCACGAGAGGAGUGUACGUCUGGGGCUCUGGGUGCUCCUCUUGCUGGGAGCAGGCACGGUUGUGGACGCAUGCAGCUGCCACCCAGCUCACCCACAGCAACUCUUCUGCAGUGCCGAGACGGUCAUCAGGGCGAAGAUUGCCGGGGAGAAGAUUGUGUCGCCUAGCAACAGCUCCUCCCCCUACAUGAAGAUGAUCCAGUAUGAAAUAAAGAUGAUCAAGAUGUUCAAAGGGUUCGACAAGGCAAGGGAUAUUCAGUAUGUGUACACCCCAGUCUUCUCUUCCCUGUGUGGAGUUAAGUUAGACUCCAACAACAAAGCAGGAUAUCUGCUCUCAGGAAGUAUGUGGAGCGACGGGAGGCUUUCGAUCGGCCAGUGUGACCUGGUGGAGUCCUGGGACAAUUUAUCACUCUCACAAAGGAAGAAUCUCAACUACAGAUACCAGAUGGGCUGCGAAUGCAGAAUCAAUGUGUGCUACACAGUGCCGUGCGCAUCCACGGGAGAAAACGAAUGCUUGUGGACGGACUGGCUGCUGGAUAACAGCCUUAACGGUGAGCAGGCGCGGCAAUACGCGUGCAUUCGUCGCUCCGACACGACCUGUGGCUGGUACAGGGGAGGCCACGCCCCCGAGAAAGACUUCCUUGACAUGACUGACCCUUGACCGGCUCAAGAUGCUAUCGCCAUCUGACUCCUAUAAUGUGUUCAGGCACAGGAAUGUCCCGCUUUGGCUUGUGUAUCUCGAAUGUGGCUGCUUAUAUGUAACAUAGCAACACAAUACAGUAUAUGUCAACUGGGCUAAUUUCAUAUUUGAAAGAGCGUUUGCUAUCAUAUGAAUGCUGGGGUAAUGUUAACUAAUGUUGUAUUGAAUAUCUUAAAAAAUAAAAAAGUGAAAAGACACUAGGAAAACCAGGCAUUAACUCUUCUCUGGCCAGGAUGUACUAGAAUUGUUUUGGUUUUGUAACAUCACUAAUAUGUUAACAACAACAAAAAAAGUGCAUGCAUUUGUGAUCUCAAGGUUAGAUCAUUUUAACUUUCUUUUCUCUGCUAGCUGCAAAAAAUAGUCUUUAAAGACCAGCUGUUAAGAAUGCUGCUAUUUGAAUGCUGAUAAGAAAAAGAAGAUAUCUCAUUCCGCUUGUCCUAGCUUAACUACAUCAAUACAGAAUAGAAUCUAACACGCUUCUUCUACCCAAGUGGCUGGUCAGAGAUGGUGAUAUGUUAUGAACCUAUUAAUCCGCUAUGCAGCUCGAGUCUUUGAAAGUAAUUUUCUGCAAAUUAAAAAAUGUCUGCUGAUAUAUUAACUGCUGUGCUACCAGUGAACACUGCAAAAUCACAAUUGCCUUUGACAUCGGCUUGUUUAUACGAUGGAUUGUAUUGAGUCUGGUCAGUCAGGGGCUCAAAUCUAAAGGCCUUUUUCACAAUGAUUAUUUGGUAAAUCCAUUUUUUUUUUUUUUUUUUUUUAAAUCAUCGGUUUGACCAUUAAAUAUCUUGUCUUUGUAGUGUCUUCAAUUAAAUAUCGCUUGAAUAUGAUUUGCAAGUCAUUGUAUCCUGUUUUUGUUUAUGUUUAACACAAUAUCCCAACAUCAUUUGAAUUGGGGUAGUACUACAUACAAUAGAAGUACCCUAUGCAUGGGACCAUACAUUGUAUAUAAACUAUAGACCCAAACACAGGAAUUAAACAUUACGAUAAUUACAUCCGUGAAGUGAUGUCAAUCGUUUAUGCUUUGUUUGUGCUGUCAAAAGUUUUGUUGGUGCUACAAUCGUUUUUGAGAUAUUGAGAUAUCAAUUUCAAUGGUGGAACGGACCUACAAUGGUGCCAUUCGUUUAUGCUACGUUUGUGCUUUAAGUAUUUUUGUUUGUGCUGCUAUAGUUUUGUAGAUAUAGAGUUGUUAAUUUCGACGUCAAUCGCAGCCACUCCGUUGCGGCUGAUGGAGCGUACCCCUCUGUUAUUGAGAGGGCUGGUACGCUGGGUCAGCUUCGGGAGUUGAAUACGGAAAAGCUGCGAGUGACGUCAUCGCUCAAAAUUAAUAUUUCAAUAUAAAAAAACGGUUGCAGCACAAACAAAAAUGUUGACUGCACAAACCAGCACAAAUGAAUCAUAACCAAUUGACAACAUUGUUAGCCAUUUUUAAUCAAAAUUGUGGGCUGGUUAAACCAUAGACUUCAUAAUGUGCCUCUGCGAAGCCCUUUGAGACAACCUUGUUGUGAUAUAGGGCUAUACAAAUAAAACUGAAUUGAAUUGAAUUGAAUGUAUUGACGGGACAUGGGGCGCGGGGUCGAUUCAUAGGGGGCAUAUCUCCGUCAAGGCUGACCGAGUUGAAACACAGAUGAAGAGCUUUUUCUGUAGAAAAUUCUUGUGUUAAUGCUUAAAUACAUGAAUUCUUUAUAGAUAUGGACGUAAAACAGUCUCAAUUGUUGGUUAAAGGCGAAAAAAUAAACGAGCAGGUAGCAUUUAUUUUACGUAAAUAUUGCGAACUAUGAGGCUAGUCAAUAAGGAAAUUAGCGCCAGCCAUAUGUAAAGAAAGAGCUUUUUCCGUUGAAAAUUCUUGUGAGUAAAUGCUUAAAUCCCUGAAUUUUUUUUUAUAGAUAUGGAGGUAAAACAGUCUCGAUUCUUGGUUAAAAGCAAAAAAAAAAAAAAAAAAAAAAAAAAUGUGCCGGUAGCAUGUAUUUUACGUAAAUAGUGCAAAGUAUAAUGCCAAUGCUGUAGCGGCUAAUUAGAUUUUUUUUUCACAACGUUUCAAAAUGCAUGCAUGGUAUGAAAAAUAUAAUAAUUACCUUGAAUCCUCGAAAAAAUCACUACUGAGACAAUCCUUCCUGUUUGUAUGCAGUGCAGCUUUCAUACUUUUUCAACCUAAAUCCGGCAUUAGAUCGCUGCAAGUGACCGACUGCUAAUAAAUGAAGUGGAGUAUGGAACAGCCCCCUUCGGAAAGGCGUAAUGCAGUGAAUGGCGAAUGUGUCACGUCAAUACAUUAUGAAGUCUAUGUUUAAACUCAGAUUGGCCUAUAAAAGAACUGUAACUAUCUAGUAGUAAAACCAAAACUUUUUACAGCACAAACAAGCACAAACGUAGCACAAACGAUUGACAUCAUUUUUAUAUAAAUUUGUGUCUGUUGGGGGGCCAACUUCACAGCAGUACGAUAAUUCCUGUGAUUGUAACUAUUGUAAACUGUUGCAAAUUAGAAGAUAACGACAUUCAUUUUCCAGUCUUAGACAGACCAUUUUAUUUUUCUUGACUGUAUUUCAAAAUAUUUGCUAUUUAAAUUUUCACAACACCCCCCAGCCAUUGACUGUACAGUAUAUUCCAGAGAAGAAGCUAGCAUAACCUUAUAUUAUAUAAUGCAAUAUUAUAAAAUGUGUUAUUACUUAGCAACUGCUGUUAGGCUUGAGCCACUGAUAAAUAAUUACAGUUAGUACAUUUUCCAGCUAAACAUUAUUGUUGCAUGAUAAUGCAUGUUUUAGUAUGUUGUAAUAAUUAUAAUCAUAAUAAUUAUGACAAAUGCAUGUGUUUUAGUGAAGCAUUAUGCAACAAUUUGUUUUAUACUGAAAAAAAUUGUUGGGGAUUUGUAUUUAUGUCUGUUCGUGUUCAAAAAGUGCAGUUUUUUUGUAUUUCCAUGUACCAAAAAAGAUUGUAUAUAAAAUGUUUGUAUGGAAUGUUGUGUAACCCAUUUUUUUCCAAAAUGCUAGAAAAUAUGUCUCUAAAGCUGUUGUAAAAUGUUUUUCUAGUAACAGAUACAGCAAGUGCUCCCACCCCCAUCCUUCAGAAAUGUCGACAUUUUUUGUGUAAUAAUAAAGAUUGAGAAAAAAAAACACUUUAAAAAUGCUCAC
Corythoichthys intestinalis (scribbled pipefish) is the source of this 4008-nucleotide messenger RNA. RefSeq names its product metalloproteinase inhibitor 4-like. Bases 179 to 847 code for a protein of 222 amino acids. Gene Ontology annotation, molecular function: metalloendopeptidase inhibitor activity; protease binding. Gene Ontology annotation, biological process: response to hormone; negative regulation of membrane protein ectodomain proteolysis; negative regulation of endopeptidase activity. The record is from RefSeq and is a predicted model, not a curated record. Lineage: Eukaryota; Metazoa; Chordata; Actinopteri; Syngnathiformes; Syngnathidae. The transcript has 6 exons. Gene Ontology annotation, cellular component: extracellular matrix.